GAAAUGGGAAUCUUGGUUUCUGAAAACCUAGGUAAGGGAGAACCCUGGUUAUUGAAAACCUAGGUAAAUAGAAACACUGGGUUUUUGUUUCCUGGGUUGUUGGAAAUGCCUGGGUUCUGAUUUUAUGUGUAAAGUAAAACCCCUGGUUUCAAUUCUAUGGGUAAGUGAAAUAGGCCUUUUCUGGAAACCUAUGGGUUAUCUAGUGUGUAAAUACAGUAUAAAUACUGGAGCUUAAGCUCAGGGUAUGGGGGAUCACUUCUGAGAAUUCUCAUCGGUGUGGAUCUCGUGUGGUGGAAUGAAACAAUAAAGCUGGACCCUUGGUUCUUCUCACUCACGGCUGGUGUAUUUUUUCUAUCUCCAACUGGUCUCAGAGGUAGAUCAUCACUAUAUAAGCAUCGCCGCUUGCCUCAUCGUGUUACACCAAGCAAGAAGACACUCCUGAUUAAAUUGCAGAAAAAUCCAGAACUAUGGCUCGUCAGACUGAAGUGAUGUUGCUUCUUAUUCUCGCCACAGCAGCAACAGUCUUUGCUGAUGUGGUGAAUACUGAGACAGCGGCUGAUUUUGAUCAGAUCGUGAAAGAAUCCAAAGAACGUCGCGUAGACAGCAAAUGUUCCACAUGCUGUCCAAAUGGCUGGGUGAAAUAUGAGAGACGUUGCUUCUUGUAUCAGGCCGGAAUGGACUGGGCUUCUGCCGAGAAACGCUGUCUAGAUCUCGGUGCACAUUUGGUCUCAAUCCACAACGAAAGAGAAUAUCAACUGGUUAAAUCCGUUAUCCGUGCUCAUGACCCCUGGGAGAAUCCAACAUGGAUCGGCCUCAAUGCCUGUCAGAAGAAAUAUUUCUUUUUUUGGUCUGAUGGCACAAAAUUGACUUACACCAAGUGGAAUCCAAAUGAACCCAAUUUUAAUAAUAGAGAGUGCUGUGUGCACAUGAACUGGAGUGACAGUAAGAACUGGAACGACAUUCCGUGUGAUCACAGCUAUCCCUUUGUAUGUGCCAAGAGUAUUUACUGAAAUGCUCCCAGCUUCACCUUAACAACUAUAAUACAAUAUUGGAAAGGUUUUCCUUGUCACUAAUGGAUUUACAAAAAAAUUACUGUGGCAACUUACCAUAAAUAGAGCAAGAAAAAAAUCUUUAAAAAAUAAAUAAAUAAAUUGUGUUUCAUUAA
Molecule: messenger RNA, 1165 nt
Organism: Ictalurus punctatus (channel catfish)
Lineage: Eukaryota; Metazoa; Chordata; Actinopteri; Siluriformes; Ictaluridae
Product: lactose-binding lectin l-2
Exons: 10
Coding region: 468-1010 (180 amino acids)
Molecular function (GO): signaling receptor activity
Source: RefSeq, a predicted model, not a curated record